CACUUCACGUUUCCUCCCUUGCAGAGGACGUUUGGGGUCAACUGUUUCCGAGAUUUUGUGCCCGUAUUUGACCUCAAAACACCAGUAUAAUGCAGCUUGCCGCGCUUAGGCACCUGCCUCGACUAUCUGCGACUACCGUUCUGAAGGCAUCGCUGCCGACAGCGUCAACACGCACGACGAGUACCCAACCUACCUUCACUAAAGAUGGCCGCGAAAUCCUUCACGUCCCCAACGAGCCUCCUGAAAGGGACCUGGUGAACUUUCCCCGACUCAAGAGGCCACUGUACCCGGGCAAAGUUCGAAUGGGCUUCAUUCCGGACGAAUGGUUUCAAGUGUUCUACAACAAGACAGGCGUCACCGGCCCCUACCUGUUCGGCACCGGCUUGGUCGUCUACCUGUACUCCAAGGAAAUCCUCAUCAUGGAACACGAGUUCGCCUCCGGUCUUACUUUGGCUCUUAUGGCGUGGUAUGCCAUCAAGAAGUUCGGACCCGGGGUGAGGGCCUACCUGGAAAAAGAAGUCGAUAAGGAGGAGCAGGAGAUCGACAAUUAUCGGUUGAACGGUAUCGAAACAUUCAAGGAGUCCAUCAAGAACGAAGAAGUCGCCCAGUGGCAGGCACAAGGACAGCACUACCUUUUCGAGGCCAAGCGCGAGAACGUGGCACUGCAGCUCGAGGCGGAGUUCCGUCAGCGCCAGAUGACCGUGUACACGGAAGUGAAGAAGAGGCUCGACUACCAUCUCGAGGUACAGAACUUGACACGAAGGCUCCAGCAGAAACACAUGGUCGACUGGAUCGUCAACAACGUCCUCAAGAACAUCACACCACAGCAGGAGGAGAGUGCAUUGCAAAAGUGCAUCGUUGACCUCAAGUCCCUGGCGGCCAAGGCCUGAGCAGGUGGCGACGUCUUAUUGGCUCGUGUAAGGAAGCACUAAUAAAGGAUUCGUGGUUAGUCA
Messenger RNA from Dermacentor andersoni, 953 nucleotides. RefSeq names its product ATP synthase subunit b, mitochondrial-like. Gene Ontology annotation, biological process: proton motive force-driven ATP synthesis. The record is from RefSeq and is a predicted model, not a curated record. Lineage: Eukaryota; Metazoa; Arthropoda; Arachnida; Ixodida; Ixodidae. Gene Ontology annotation, molecular function: proton-transporting ATP synthase activity, rotational mechanism.